Messenger RNA from Haliotis rubra (blacklip abalone), 2078 nucleotides. RefSeq names its product B-cell receptor CD22-like. Lineage: Eukaryota; Metazoa; Mollusca; Gastropoda; Lepetellida; Haliotidae. The transcript has 14 exons. The coding region runs from base 140 to 1951 and encodes 603 amino acids. The record is from RefSeq and is a predicted model, not a curated record.
GCCUAUGUGACAACGUCUUAUGGUCAAGGUGAAGGACUUAUCUGGCUGAGCAAUGUCAAUUGUCUGGGGACAGAGACCUCCCUAGACGAGUGUUCCCACUCAAGUUGGGGAACAGCACCAAGCUGUUCCCACAGUAGUGAUGUUGGAGUUGUAUGUCGUGGAGAAACUCUGCGUAUCCACCUGGAGCCACCAGGUAGUGUCCUCAACGUCUUUCCUCGGUCAGCCAAUCAGUGUCAAGUGUGUGGUCGAUUACUCCAACUCUCCCGUCACGUCGUUCAGGUGGACACACAGUGGACGUUCAUACAGCGGACAAACCUUCAGUAAAACAGUAACAUCCAAGUCUGACUCGGGCACACUGACAUGCAGUGUCCAGAAUGUGAGGGCCUCCACUCGAAUCAACGUGUGGUACCCUCCGGAAGUACAUCUGGAACCGAGCAAUGACACCAUCAAUGUUGGUGUUGGUGAAGACCUCCGUGUGCAGUGUGUCGUGGAUGAUGCCAACCCUAGUGUCGAGAUAUACAGGUGGUCACACAACGGACGGACGAGUACUGGGUCGACCUUCCUAAAACGUGACGUAACCAAGUCUGAUCAAGGACAACUGACCUGUACUGCUGACAAUGGACACAUGAUGACACCUGGACGGGCAGAUGCAACUGUUAGGAUCAGAUCAACGUUGAGAAUACACUUGGAGCCACAAGGAAGUGUCAUCAACGUCCUUCUUGGGCAAGUACUCAGUGUUGUAUGUGUGAUUGAUGUCUCCAACACUCCGGUCACUUCGUUCAGGUGGACACACAGUGGACGUUCCUACAGUGGACAAACCUUCAGUAAAACAAUAACAUCCAAGUCUGACUCGGGCACAUUGACAUGCAGUGUCCAGAAUGUGAGGGCCUCCACUCGAAUCAACGUGUGGUACCCACCAGAGGUACAUCUGGAACCGAGCAAUGAUACCAUUGAUGUUGCUGUCGGCGAAGACCUCAGUGUGCGAUGUGUCGUGGAUGGUGCCAACCCUAGUGUCCAGAUAUACAGGUGGUCACACAACGGACGAACAAGUGCUGGGUGGACCUUCCUAAAGCGUAACGUAACCAAGUCUGACCAAGGACAACUGACCUGUACUGCUGACAAUGGACACAUGAUGACACCUGGACGGGCAGUUGCAACUAUAAAUGUGAAAUAUCCACCGGAGAUCCACCUGUCAACAAGGCCAGAUGUCAUCAGUGUCAUGGGUGGGAAUGCUGUUGAAGUUGAAUGUGUCGUUGACGAUGCAAACCCUGCCGUCACCUCCUACGUGUGGCGUCACAACGGCGAUAUCACUUACGGACAAACAUUUCUGAAACACGUGUCAUCUUCUGAUUCGGGGAACCUAUCGUGCUCUGCUACCAAUAGACAAGGGACAUCAACUGUACAAACAGGCAUCGAAGUCUUGCAAGCUUCCUCCUUGAUCGGGAACGAUGAAACUACAAGCAAGAAUGCAGUGAUUGCCAUAGCAACAGGAUCUGUGGCCAUAGUCAUCCUCAUCCUGCUCCUCAUCAUCAUUAUCUACCAGAGGAGGAGAAUGCAGACGGCAAAACCUAUUGAGAAUCAACAGAGACCUACACAGACGUCCAGGGCAGAUGGUGCAAGACGCCGACAGAAUUACGAGACCAUGGAGCGGCCAAGUGGAGAUGACGAUCCUGCUCACAUCUAUGGCAACCUUCGAUUUGAAGAUAAAGAAAACACACGACAAAAAUCAGAUGACGAUUCUGCUCAUAUCUAUCGCAACCUUGCAUUUGAAGAUGAAGAAAGCACACGACAAGAAACAGGAACUGCUUCGGGUCAAUCCUACGGUGACAUCCAGCUUGAAAUGAGCGAGAACAUACGAAAACAAAGAGCAAAAGACAAGAAAGUAAAACCAACCAAAGCACAGAAAUACGACGACGAGCCAACCUAUCAAAACUCCGUCGUCAGGAACUAGUCGUUUUCAUAACUAUAGAUACUGACAUCAUCACGUGACCUGGGCACAUAUCUGCAUCAAUCGUCAGGAACUAGGAUACUGACAUCAUCACGUGACCUGGGCACAUAUCUGCAUCAAUUGUCAGGAA